GGCUAUGAAUUAGUUACAAAUGUGGAUCGUUCCUUCGAGUAGGCGGCGGGAUUAUAUUUGUAGAAAAUUUCAAUGAAAAAAUAACAAAAUUCUGGUUUCAUUUUAUGUAUGAAUAGUUUUGAAGGUACCUCUGUGUAGCAGACGAGUGCACUCAAAAUCCCAGUAGUUCCUUAGGGGAGACAGCGCAGGACAGCAGCGGAUCCGAUGGCCAACGUGGUUGUGAACACAACGUCGCCGAUGGCCGGGCGGCGCCUCCACAGGGACGUGAACCGGCUGCUGGCCUCCGGCUACCACACCAUCGUGGACGAAGACAUGGCCAAUCUGGACGUGCGUUUCGAGGGGCCGCUGGGCACCGCCUACGAAGGAGGCGUAUGGACUGUAAGCGUGGCCAUGCCGCAGGAAUAUCCCUUGAAGGCGCCGCGCGUCCGUUUCGUCACCAAGAUCCUGCACCCGAACAUUGAAUUCACCACGGGACUGGUUUGCAUGAACGUCUUCAAGCAGGCAUGGUCCUCCAACUACGACCUGGUGAACAUCUUUGAUACCUUCCUGCCCCAGCUGCUGCGCCAUCCGAACCCCCAUGAUCCUCUAAACCAUCGCGCCGCCUCCAUCAUGAUGCACUCGGAGCAACUAUUCCAUGAGCAUGUCGUCCUCUGCGUAAGGAUGUACGCCCUGCCCCCCGCCGUCAAGCCCCAAUCCCAGACGGACGAAAGCCUGGAGAAGCGUUCCUCAGACCUAAGUCUCUCCGAUCUUCUCUCCGACGACGAAGAGGACGACGUCGCAGAUGCAUAUGCCGUUGCAUCUGCCACAGAUGGCACAGACGCUUCCAAUGCUGCAGGAGCUUGUGCUGGUGCAGAGCCUGUUGGUGACGAUUAAGUUUUUGGCUGGUCUUUUUUUGUGUCUUUGUAGAAAAAUCGGUUUGUAUAUGGACAAAUUAAACUAAAUUGGAUAUAUGAGUAACGGUUAAAAUUAAAA
Messenger RNA from Drosophila ananassae, 972 nucleotides. RefSeq names its product ubiquitin-conjugating enzyme E2 H. Gene Ontology annotation, cellular component: nucleus. The record is from RefSeq and is a predicted model, not a curated record. Bases 205 to 873 code for a protein of 222 amino acids. Gene Ontology annotation, biological process: ubiquitin-dependent protein catabolic process; protein polyubiquitination. NCBI's taxonomy places the organism in Eukaryota, Metazoa, Arthropoda, Insecta, Diptera, Drosophilidae. Gene Ontology annotation, molecular function: ubiquitin conjugating enzyme activity. The transcript has 2 exons.